ACUCAGAGUACCACUGUUGUGCCUGGUGACUCGGUGCCCACUGCCUUGCCAGAUGACGCGGUGCCGCUGUCGAGCCAAAUGACCUGAUGCCUGCCAGACGAUCCAAUAUGACGCAGUUAACGGGUGCCCACUGGCGAGCCAAAUGACCUGAUGCCUGGUGACCCGAUGGCCGUUGUCGUGCCUGAUGACCCGGUGCCCGCCGCUCCGCCUGGGGCCCGGUGUCUGCCGCCCCUCCUGGGGGCCCGGUGCCUGCCCCCGCCUGAGGGGCCCGACGCCCGCCGCUCCACCUGGGGGGCCCAUCAGCCCUGCCUGGGGGCCCGAUGCCUGUCGCCC
Molecule: messenger RNA, 333 nt
Organism: Staurois parvus
Lineage: Eukaryota; Metazoa; Chordata; Amphibia; Anura; Ranidae
Source: the annotation of a GenBank genome assembly